GCCUUAUAUUGUUUUCAAUUACGUUUUAAUUAAAUGUAAUAAAAAAUGCCGAAUACUUUUGUUCAGAUGAAAACUGAGUUACCUUAAUAUAUUGAAUUAUUUAAAUUUAGUUUAAAUAGUUGUAAUAAUUGAAAUACAUCGUUUUGUUCCUUGAUAUCUGGCCUUCCAUUCCAUUUUUCCAGAAAUAUAUAUUAAUUGCUUUUUGUUCCUCUUUUAGACAUAUUUACUUAAUUAGUAUGAUUUAAUGCCGGUAACUUUUGUCGAUGACCAUGUAUAUCUACUAACUUACAAAAUGUCAUUUUUUUACAGCUGGUUAACUUGUCGGCCCGUCGAACAGUUACGCAUAAUUAAGAUGUUAUUAACAUUUCAGGACAGAUUACGUAUUCCAUGGCGUGGCGGAUCUAAGCAUGCCACAUUGGGUAGCCUUAUUCCCGUUGUUGCGAUUCCAUUACUUAUUAGCUUAGCAGCAAUCAAUGCAUAUACCUGCAUUAUAUUAUUUUUAACAAGCUCUGUGAUAAUGUGUUAUGCUUUCAAUUACGUCCAGAGCAAAGCAAUACGGACAAGUUUUUUCAGCAUAUGGGUGUUUUCAUCAUUGGUCUACUUGAUAGUGUGGUUUGAAUUCACUGUACCGCUUUUGGUACUACUCCCAGAAGAGAAUUGGGCUUUAGUCGCACUCUCCAUAAUUUCAUUGAUAUGCUUUUAUCAGACUCGUAAGCGAGCUAUAUUAAAUCACGUCAUACAGUUUGCUGGAACAGCAAAUGGAGUACUCAUCGUUACAGAAACAAGCGUCGCAGAGGAAGAUAAGACGAUAAAAGCAGUUUUCCUGCUAGAGCAGGACUUGGAAGAAAUACAGCCAACUGAUUGUGCGAACCGCGUUCAAUCAAAUGUUUGCUCAAUCUGUAGUAAGUGUGUGCCGGCGCGAGCUGUACAUUGCUCAGUUUGCAGUGCUUGUAUUAAGAGACACGACCACCACAGCUAUUGGUUAAAUUGCUGCAUAGGAGAAUCAAAUCAUCGUUUCUACAUUUUUGGAUUGUUAUUUAGCACAUUCGCAUUAUUAUUGGGCGCUAAUUUGACACUAACUGCUGUUUGUCAUCCUUUUAUAGCAGCAAAUAUAUUAGGACUGCACAUAUUGCUACCGGAUGAUUGCACCGAGGUUUUUGACAUAUACGAGUUCGGCUUAGCUUUUGUGAUUGCUGCCUAUACUUUAAUGAUUGCUGCAUACAUCAUGCUAAUACUUGUACGACAAAUAUAUUGCAUUUCGCGUGGAACAUCAUUACAUGAAAGAAAAACAGAGGUGGGCGGGAAUAAUAAAACUUUGAAGUACAACUGGAGGAAUUUUGUAUUUUACUGGUUAACUUGUCGGCCCGUCGAACAGUUACGCAUAAUUAAGAUGUUAUUAACAUUUCAGGACAGAUUACGUAUUCCAUGGCGUGGCGGAUCUAAGCAUGCCACAUUGGGUAGCCUUAUUCCCGUUGUUGCGAUUCCAUUACUUAUUAGCUUAGCAGCAAUCAAUGCAUAUACCUGCAUUAUAUUAUUUUUAACAAGCUCUGUGAUAAUGUGUUAUGCUUUCAAUUACGUCCAGAGCAAAGCAAUACGGACAAGUUUUUUCAGCAUAUGGGUGUUUUCAUCAUUGGUCUACUUGAUAGUGUUGUUUGAAUUCACUGUACCGCUUUUGGAACUACUCCCAGAAGAGAAUUGGGCUUUAGUCGCACUCUCCAUAAUUUCAUUGAUUUGCUUUUAUCAGACUCGUAAGCGAGCUAUAUUAAAUCACGUCAUACAGUUUGCUGGAACAGCAAAUGGAGUACUCAUCGUUACAGAAACAAGCGUCUCAGAGGAAGAUAAGACGAUAAAAGCAGCUCUACUGCUAGAACAGGACAUGGAAGAAAUACCAUCUGAUUGUGCGAACCGCGUUCAACCAAAUGUUUGCUCAAUCUGUAGUAAGUGUGUGCCGGCGCGAACUGUACAUUGCUCAGUUUGCAGUGCUUGUAUUAAGAGACACGACCACCACAGCUAUUGGUUAAAUUGCUGCAUAGGAGAAUCAAAUCAUCGUUUCAUCAUUUUUGGAUUGUUAUUUAGCACACUCGCAUUAUUAUUGGGCGCUAAUUUGACACUAACUGCUGUUUGUCAUCCUUUUAUAGCAGCAAAUAUAUUACGACUGCACAUAUUGCUACCGGAUGAUUGCACCGAGGUUUUUGACAUAUACGAGUUCGGCUUAGCUUUUGUCAUUGCUGCCUAUGCUUUAAUGAUUGCUGCAUACAUCAUGCUAAUACUUGUGCGACAAAUAUAUUUCAUUUCGCGUGGAACAUCAUUACAUGAAAGCAAAACAGAGCUGGUUAACUUGUCGGCCCGUCGAACAGUUACGCAUAAUUAAGAUGUUAUUAACAUUUCAGGACAGAUUACGUAUUCCAUGGCGUGGCGGAUCUAAGCAUGCCACAUUGGGUAGCCUUAUUCCCGUUGUUGCGAUUCCAUUACUUAUUAGCUUAGCAGCAAUCAAUGCAUAUACCUGCAUUAUAUUAUUUUUAACAAGCUCUGUGAUAAUGUGUUAUGCUUUCAAUUACGUCCAGAGCAAAGCAAUACGGACAAGUUUUUUCAGCAUAUGGGUGUUUUCAUCAUUGGUCUACUUGAUAGUGUUGUUUGAAUUCACUGUACCGCUUUUGGAACUACUCCCAGAAGAGAAUUGGGCUUUAGUCGCACUCUCCAUAAUUUCAUUGAUUUGCUUUUAUCAGACUCGUAAGCGAGCUAUAUUAAAUCACGUCAUACAGUUUGCUGUAACAGCAAAUGGAGUACUCAUCGUUACAGAAACAAGCGUCUCAGAGGAAGAUAAGACGAUAAAAGCAGCUCUACUGCUAGAACAGGACUUGGAAGAAAUACAGCCAACUGAUUGUGCGAACCGCGUUCAACCAAAUGUUUGCUCAAUCUGUAGUAAGUGUGUGCCGGCGCGAACUGUACAUUGAUCAGUUUGCAGUGCUUGUAUUAAGAUGCACGACCACCACAGCUAUUGGUUAAAUUGCUGCAUAGGAGAAUCAAAUCAUCGUUUCUACAUUUUUGGAUUGUUAUUUAGCACACUCGCAUUAUUAUUGGGCGCUAAUUUGACACUAACUGCUGUUUGUCAUCCUUUUAUAGCAGCAAAUAUAUUACGACUGCACAUAUUGCUACCGGAUGAUUGCACCGAGGUUUUUGACAUAUACGAGUAUGUGCAAAAAGUUACAUGCUGAUACAGUUUAAAUAUGGGUGUGUUUAAGCCGCCGCUUAAACUUAAUUCAGCGGCCGUGCGCGCAUCCUGUGGCCGCAGCGGUGUGAAGUCCGAAAAAUGAUUAACGAGCGCGCACGGCCGCUUCCCAUCAUCGGGCCAAAUGAGAGACCAGUCAGUUCAGCCAAAAACGUCGGACAUCGCGCACGCGCCCUAGUAGUGGAUGUUUAAAUCUAAAUAUUUAAUAAACACGCUCUGUACAUACGCAGAUAAACAUUAAUUUUUGUGCAUAAAUAAACACAAAAAUAUUUGUAAUUAUUAUCCGGAACAAAAGUUUUUCCGUUAUCGGUAAAAGUUUGUGUGUGUAAAGAGGUGAGUGCGAAGGGACCAAUCGAGAAAUAUUCAUGGUCCUUCGCAGCCGACCGUGGCCCAGCUCCUAGAAAAACUUAUAGAUAAUAAUACAAAAUUUUCUAAAAAUAAAAUAAACGCGUAUCGUGCGCCCGCUAAACAAAAAAAAAACUAUUAACUAAGUGGAAAAACAAUAAAAAAGUGCACGUAUUUUGAAAUAUUUUCCUGCACCCCCUUUGACUACUAGCCAAUUUGCUCCAUUUGCAAAUUAUCUUAUACNAAAAAAAACUGA
Messenger RNA from Rhagoletis zephyria (snowberry fruit fly), 3830 nucleotides. RefSeq lists its product as uncharacterized. The record is from RefSeq and is a predicted model, not a curated record. Gene Ontology annotation, biological process: peptidyl-L-cysteine S-palmitoylation; protein targeting to membrane. Gene Ontology annotation, molecular function: protein-cysteine S-palmitoyltransferase activity. NCBI's taxonomy places the organism in Eukaryota, Metazoa, Arthropoda, Insecta, Diptera, Tephritidae. Gene Ontology annotation, cellular component: endoplasmic reticulum; Golgi apparatus.